AUGGCAGAGGAAAAGAACAUCUAUUUAUUUGUCGAGUGGAUAUUCGUGUCCUUUUCCGUUCAUAUCUCACAAUCGUUUGUAUUAUUCGUCGUUGUCAACUCUCUUGUCCCAUCUCCGCUUCUCCUAAUAACCUCCCGCCCACCCGCUCGUCGAUUCUCAAAUAUGAAUAUUGCCUCCAGUUCGCAUUUAGCGUCAUCUAGUUUAGGCAAACACGGUCUUUUUUGUAUACACUCCCGCUCUCAUUUCCUUUCUCUCUCUUUUUCCUCUAUUUCUCUUUCUCUCUCUCUCUCUCUCUCCCCUUCUCUCUCUCUCUCGCUUUCUCUCUCUCCCCCUCUCUCUUGCUUUCUCUCUAUCUUUCUCUUUCUCUCUCUCUUUCUGCGCCAGAAUUUCAGAGCCACAGAUUACAUGCGUGACAUUCUCUCCCCAAAGUCGACACCUUGGGUCAUCAGUAGUGCUGGCUAG
Acanthosepion pharaonis is the source of this 462-nucleotide messenger RNA. Lineage: Eukaryota; Metazoa; Mollusca; Cephalopoda; Sepiida; Sepiidae. The record is from the annotation of a GenBank genome assembly.